[Torrubiella] hemipterigena is the source of this 1020-nucleotide messenger RNA. The record is from the annotation of a GenBank genome assembly. Lineage: Eukaryota; Fungi; Ascomycota; Sordariomycetes; Hypocreales; Clavicipitaceae.
AUGCUUGUUCCUCUCUGCUUUAUGGUAUCGCUUGCGGCGGCUGCCGCCACUUCUCGAUCUUGCUCUCUGAACAAAAUGGAGAAUCUCGUCAUGUUUGGCGAUAGCUAUACUGACGAAAGUCGACUAGCGUACUUUUUCGCCAAGAGCAAAGCACCGCCUCUCGGCCAGAUGACAGCAGAAAGCAACCAGACUUCAGGCGGUGGAAAGGUCUGGGGAAGGGUCAUUGGAGACACAACUGGAGCUAGACUCUACGACUAUGCUGUUGGCGGUGCCAUGUGUACCAAUAAUGUCACAAGCCACUGGAUGGAACAGAUAAAGGGACCGUUCCCAUCUGUGUUGGACUAUGAGAUUCCAACCUUUAAAGCCGAUCUCGCCUACAAGGACCUGUAUCCAGAUCGCAAGUGUAGCAACACAGUGUACUCGCUUUGGAUUGGAACCAAUGACCUUGGAAUUGACGGCUUUCUGGGCGACAAGAAUGUAGCCGGCACGAGCCUACCAGACUAUGUCGAUUGCGCUUGGACAACCUUUGACAAAAUCUACGAAACCGGCGGCCGACACUUUGUACUCCUUAACAACGCUCCCCUAGAGCUCUCUCCCAUGUACGCUGCGCCUGAGAAUGGCGGCACAAGAAACAAUGGUUACUGGCCCAACAAGGUGGACUACAACAUGACAGAGUACCAGUACAAAAUGUUUGAAUACACAAUGGGCACCAAUCGCAUGUUUGACGACGGCGCGGCCAUCAACUCGAUUCUCAAGACGCGAUGGCCUGGAGCUUCGCUUGCUGUAUUCAAUGUUCACCAGCUGAUCAAGGAUAUACACGCCAAUCCAAAGGCAUACCUAACCGAGCCAUAUGAGGUUACCAAGUGCUUCACGGAUGAUCAAGCCGCCGGCCAUCCUCUAUCCAGCUACCUCUGGUAUGAUCCUGUCCACCCCUCGGCAAGAGUCGACGAAAUCAUUGCGACUACGUUUAUCGGCGUUGUGAAGGGUGACUCAAAGUACGCUACGUAUUACUCGUGUUAG